Messenger RNA from Doryrhamphus excisus (bluestripe pipefish), 3546 nucleotides. NCBI's taxonomy places the organism in Eukaryota, Metazoa, Chordata, Actinopteri, Syngnathiformes, Syngnathidae. The record is from RefSeq and is a predicted model, not a curated record.
UGUAACAUUGACCUCGGUAACGAAAUAUAACUAGCAAUUGCGAACUAGGCGCCACUAAAACAGUUGCCAGGAAGCAAUCGUUCUCCUAUGAGGUGGGAAGUAAAUGACGGAGAUGGAAGAUGAACUGGAGGACUUCAUCAGGGAGCAUAAGGCAAAAGUGGCCCAAGAUAGAGCCAGUUUAGAGCAAGAUCCUCCCUACAUGGAAAUGAAGGCAAAACCUCACAGAAGCUAUGGGUCCACUCUGAAGGAGAACAUUCCUCCCAAGUUGACUGCCCAAAAGAAAGAGGAGAUCACCUUUGUGGGUCUGCCCCUCGGUGUGGAAUACGAGAAGAAGAAGAAGCGACUUCAGCAUGAGCUUCGUAUGGACUACAGACGCUACAUGGCACAGCAAAACCUGCUUGAAAAGAAGGCAAGUGAUCUUAAACAGCGAUCUCCUUCACGGAGGGAUGCGGCCACUUUGACAGAAGCCAGAAGGGACUCUCACAGCGCACCUGCCCCCCCUGAGGGGAAGACCCCCUUCUCCCCUGAAGAGCCGUCCUCAGAACCUGCCAGGGAGCAGAAAGAGAUGUUUCCAGGUUUUGCCAGACACGGCAGGAGAUCAAGAGCCCUGAACAAAUCUGAUGACUCUGAAUGUGUGACUGGCCUUUUAAUCGGAGCAAUUGAAAGCGGCGAAGCCUUGCAGAAGAGGAAGGAGCGCUACAGGCAGGAGCUACAGGAACAGAUAGCUGAGCAGCACCGAAACAAGAUGAGGGAGAAACAUUUUGAGCUGGAAGUUGCUCUAACAAGGGCAAGUGAUCCAGAGAAACAGCGCCAUCAAAUCAGGCCGUUGGGACCGAGCAAGGGAAAGGAGGAACAUAACCUCCCGGGGCCUUCAGCGUUGGGAGAAAGCGAGCCUUCAUCCAGAGUUUUACCUCAUAAUGGCAAAACUGGUGCUGAAGGCAGGCGGACACCUCCGCCUCAUCCGCCCCGUUUGGCCUUUCAGUCCCCAGUGAUGGAGUGCAGCUCCACCAUGGACCUGAUGGGAGGUGGACUGUGUCCCAAUAAUCACGCGGCUCCCCUCCUCCCCAGAGCCAUGGACACUCCCAGAUUUCCCAUGAUCCCUCCACACCCUCCUCUACCCGUCGCAGACCCCUACAGAGGCCACUACAUGGCGCCCCAUCACUACUACAGCAACAGAAACAUGCUUGACCCAAACAUUGCCUACUAUGGCCAGUUGCCUUACCCUGCUGUGGCUCUUCCCAUGUCUUACUAUGCCAUACCACCAGGAGGCGCUGUGCCCAGUCAGUUUGGUGACACCAGCCCCCACAGUGGAAGAAGCAGUUUUCCUGAGCCCCCACCGCAGACCAACACUGAACCUGUUACUCCGGCCCCCCAUAGUGGGCUUUUCCCGCCAGAGAGGCCCAAAUCAAGCAAAGGAGUGAAUUUAAACUACGGAGAUGCCCUGAAAAAACAGAUUCAGGAGCAGCAGGAAAGGAAGCGUAUAGAGAGGGAGGAGCGCGAGCGUUUCGAGGCCCAGCUGGAGGUCGACAUGAAGAACCAUCAGCCUUGGGGUCGAGGUGGAGGCGGAGCCCCACUCAGAGACCAUACGGGAAAUCUCAUCGCUGACCUUAAACAGAUGCACAAGCUGAAUGAGGAGGCAUACAGCAACCCAGAGGGGCAGAGGAGAGCCGUGGUUGUGAUGACACCCCGCCCAGCUGAGCACCCUGACCCCAAAGACAGGGUCUCUGGUACUGUAGCAGAGUGCAGUAACCCUGACACUAAUGACCGGCUCCCUGGCUUCACCCAUGUCCAAACGCCCCAGUUUGCUCGGGGCACCGUUUUUCCCAACCUGACCACACCGCAGCAGGUCCAUGAGCAAGACCAGUACAAGGCUGACCUCAAGCUGCAGAUUGAGGAGAAGCAGCGGAAACGGGCAGAGGACAGGGAACGGAUCAGGCUGGAGGAAGAAAAGCUAGAGAGGAAGGUGUUGGAGCAGAAUGCUUCCAUCCAGAGGGAGUACAAAGAAGAACAAGAGAAGAAAAGACAGAAGGAGAUGGAGCAAAAGGCCAAAGUAGAGGAACUACUACAGUUGGCAGAAAAAAGAAAGAAAGAAGCAGAAAGAAAGAAGGUGGAGGAAAAGGCGAAAGCGGCACAGAAGAGGCAAUAUGACCAAGAGAUGCAGGCCCGCAUGAAAUCGGUUAACAAGGAACCGUCCCCUCCAGUUCCCACCCCACAGAGGAACCAAGAGUAUAGCCCCAGGCCUCCCACUCUUGAGAGCCGUCAUUCUACUGCUCGCCUUUCUGAACAAUCUUCGUCCUGCCCCCUGUCCCCGCCUGUCCCUGCUUGCAGGAAUCGACUCCGAGCUGAAGGUGAGCAACGAGACGUGUACAGUGAACUGUCAGCAUUGCGUCGGCAGCUUCGUAGUGAGCAAAAACGACUUGAGGUUCAUCUGCAGCAGGAGGGUUGGGAUGGAAUAGGCUCCUCUCUGGCUGGAAGACAAGCACGUCAGCACGUGGAUGUGUUUGACAUGGCCAGGCUGAGGCGCCAGGCUCCGGUUAGAAGGCCCAACUCCAGGAACCUGGAACCCAGUAAUUUGCUGCGAAUUCACGAUUCGCUUCAGCUGGAUUAUGCUGAUGGUGACUCCAGGCUCAACUCCACUGAGGCCCAGAGGAUGCGGAGACUGGAUGGAGCUGGUAGGAGGAGGCGGAACUACAUGGAUGCACAUCAGCAACACGGCAACCAGAGGUCAACACACCAGGAUGAUUUUCUUGACAUGAUAUCCCCUCUGCAUCAAAAUGACUAUCUGGGAAGUGUGACGGGGCAACAUGCAAGAGGACCUCUGUUGGAGUCAGAGAGUGCUUUUUUGGCCCCUUUAGGAGAGGCUUUUCCAGUGCCAAGCUCCCCAGACGUCGAAAGGACGCACCAACUCUCAGCCCGGGAAAGGAGGAGGCAGAUCAGACAGUGCCCGCACCCCCAGGAGCGAGCGUCAAGUCAUGACUACCCAGCCCACAUAAGUAGGAGAAAUCCGAGAGAAGCGGAGUCCAGCAGUGAAGAAAAGAGCCAGGACAGGACAUACAACUUGAUGGGCCCCAGUCGCCGUGGCAACACAGCCGGAACUGUGGAUUUGUCCGAUGACGAGUCAUUACCGCCUCACCUCACUCACCACCGUCAAAGUUCAGUGGAAUCAUUCUCAACAGAUCCCUGGAUGCGGCCAGGAACAUCGGAAACUCUCAAAUGUUUAGAGGGCCCGUUGAGGAGGGAGCGAUUAACAACGCACGAGACAAUCCGUUAAAACAUUACAGGGCUUUUCUAACUUCACACUUCAUUUUUAAUCCAGAAUACCACGCCUCUGUCUGAGAUAUUAAAUUAUAGUUGAUUUUCCUCUGUAAUACAUGACGGACGAAUGUGUCAGUGGGAGCCAUGUGCCUACUUUAUUUGCCAUUGGAGAGAAUUUCAGUGUAAAUUUUUCGUGAAUUUAUUGUUUUAUACGGGCAGCUUUAUAUUUAAUAAUUUAUUUCAGAAUGCAAUGACCAGAUAUAUUUUUAAUAAAUGAUCUUUGUUUUAGGA